CAGAGAAAUUGACCGACGAGAGUGAGGGAAGUAACCAAUAGCAAGUUACAACCAUCCGCACCGUAUUACAACUUCCAGGCCUAGCGAUCCAUUGCCCCCAAAGCUCCACGCAGGCGUGCUUCAAACCUUGAAGCUUUUAUGAAAUCCCUCCCAUCUCCACCUUCGUCCAAAUUUUUCUAGACCGAGAAAAUUGGGAGAGUUGAAGAGAAAGAGAGAACAUUUUCGAGAGAGAGAGAGAGAGAGAGAGGAUGUCUCUAACGUGUGUGAAAAUGUCGGAAGAUGUGUGGUUAACAUGUCUGACGCACGCAUUGUCCACAGAGACUGAAGAGAUCAUGGGGCUUCUUCUCGGUGAUAUUGAGUACUCAAAGAAUGGGAGUGUAACUGCACUAAUUUGGGGAGCAUCACCUCAAACUCGAUCAGAUCGGCGAAAGGACCGUGUGGAGACUAAUCCUGAACAAUUGGCUGCUGCAUCAGCUCAGGCUGAGAGAAUGACCACAUUGACCGGAAGAACAACAAGAGUAAUUGGGUGGUAUCAUUCACAUCCUCAUAUUACAGUUCUUCCUUCCCAUGUUGAUGUGCGGACUCAGGCAAUGUAUCAACUUCUAGAUUCUGGGUUUAUUGGGUUAAUAUUUUCCUGUUUUAGUGAAGAUGUAAACAAGGUUGGGAGAAUCCAAGUCAUUGCUUUCCAGUCCUCAGAUGGGAAGCAGAGUCAUUUGUCAAGACCUAUAUCUCUGUCCCCUGUAAAUAGAAGUUCUAUUAUAGAUGUUGAAUCAUCUUUAAGUUCCUCAGAAAAUGCGUCAGUAAGAUCUGGCUCUGCAAGGGUGGAGAGCCCGGAACAAGACACUGGAGAUUCAAAAGUUGCUGGAGCUAAUAAGGGUGGUGGAAGAUCCUCAGACUUGGGCGUUUUCUUUGCUAAUGCCGAUGCCAGCUAUAUAGGGAGGGAAAGGGUGGGAGGCAAUCACCACACUGAUAGCUCAGACAACGUCAUUGUGGAUAUAGACCCCAUGGAUAUGUCAGAAAGUAUGCAAGAAGCAAUGCACCGUUCAAAUUUGGACAUGAGUGGUGCAGAGUAUAUCAGGAAAGAAAUUCCUCUUCAUGUUUUGACAACGUCAUCCCUUAUUAAGCUUGAUUCACCUUUAAUGUCAUUUGCGGACUUGCAGCGUGUGAUAUAUGAGGAGGAGCGGGCCGCUUAUAACCAAGCCAUAUUUCAAAAUUUGAGGGAUGAGAAAGUACAUCCUCUUACUUUCAUACAUCACACCUCAACUUAUCAGGCUUCCAUGUGCAAGUUAAUGGAAUAUUGUUUAAGUCCUGCCAUAAAUGCACUCCAGGACCGCUUAAAAGAAAAUGAAAUUCGGUUAGCAACCCUGAUCAAUGAAGCCAAGGCUUUAGAGGCCGAGGCUCCUAAAGGAGGUGAAUCAAGUUCAGGAUCUCCUCGUCAAGUUCCAUCGCAUGGUGUUCGAGGAAACGCUUCCUUUGGCCACAGGGAUCUGUAUAGUUCAGCUGAACCCAUGAGCAUGAGGGGUGUUGCUGGUUCUGGAAGCCGGAGCAGAAAAGGGUCUCAGUGAAAUAACAAUUAGAGAGCCUCUUCCCAGUGCAUGUUAUAAUGUAGUGUUCAAAUUAUAUUAUAAGAUUUAGUUUUUUGCUAAAAUGAUUUGUGUAUGGAAUGUGGCAUUUGAUGUCACUCCAGAAAUUUUCAUUUGUCUUUUUCAGUUUCGCAUUCUGGAGUGAAAAAAAAAUGACAUUUGGAAA
Corylus avellana is the source of this 1749-nucleotide messenger RNA. RefSeq lists its product as uncharacterized. Gene Ontology annotation, cellular component: BRCA1-A complex; BRISC complex. NCBI's taxonomy places the organism in Eukaryota, Viridiplantae, Streptophyta, Magnoliopsida, Fagales, Betulaceae. Gene Ontology annotation, biological process: protein K63-linked deubiquitination; DNA repair. The record is from RefSeq and is a predicted model, not a curated record. Gene Ontology annotation, molecular function: metallopeptidase activity; cysteine-type deubiquitinase activity; protein binding.